AUGCUGUCUCGGGGCCUCUUGCGCAGUGCUUGCCGCGUUGCGAACCUGGGAGAAGCAAAAGCCGUGCAGCCGCGCCAAUGGAUGCCUGCCAUGGCAUGCCGCCGCUUUGGAUCCGGAGGUGAUCCCCGAGCACAUCUCAACCCAGAUGGCACUAGGCCAGAAGAGGAGGAUGCCGAGGACUACCACGACCCCGACCCGACGGAUCACUUCCCUCGGAUGAAGCUCGUGAAGGAGCGUGGCCAGAACUGGGUGGUCUCCCAAGAUCCGCCCAAGGCAAUCUCCGAGCUGUACUUCACACACCAGGAGCAUGUUCCAUUCUAUCCGCGCCAGCGCAUCUUGAUCUGGACCAACUACAAACUCCUGAUGAAGGCUGAAUACCUGUUCUUCUACAUCCCCACCAUCAUCAUCCUGGGGCUUUGUAUUCCUGCCGGGACCCAGAUGCCAAGGGAUUCAAGGAUGCUUCGCUGGUUUCAUAAUCACUCUCCCGAGAGUUGGGCCUUCUCGCACAGUUCAAGAGGCUUCCAGGUGGUGGAGCUUCGCUGUUUCACCCAGACCCGGGUAUAUCUAAAUCCAAAUCACAGCGAAUAUCGAACCGACCCCACUGCCCUCCAGUGA
Symbiodinium necroappetens is the source of this 615-nucleotide messenger RNA. The record is from the annotation of a GenBank genome assembly. Lineage: Eukaryota; Dinophyceae; Suessiales; Symbiodiniaceae.